Messenger RNA from Frankliniella occidentalis (western flower thrips), 629 nucleotides. RefSeq lists its product as uncharacterized. NCBI's taxonomy places the organism in Eukaryota, Metazoa, Arthropoda, Insecta, Thysanoptera, Thripidae. The transcript has 4 exons. Gene Ontology annotation, molecular function: protein binding. The coding region runs from base 107 to 613 and encodes 168 amino acids. The record is from RefSeq and is a predicted model, not a curated record.
AUGAGAUGUUAAAACUUCCUUUCUUGCAGGAAAGAGAGCAUGUGUAGGGUAUUCUGAUGGCACUCUAAAACUCCUAGAUCUCAAAGCUGGAAGCAUUGUAAAAUCUAUGUCAUCAGAUGAAGCUGGCACCAUAUCAGAUAUAGCUGCCCAUCAUGAUAAUAAUCUGAUCCUUGCUGGUAUUAAUGGCAAAGCAUUUGUUGCUAGUUGUAACCAAGGAAAAGUGCUGUCAACUUUACAUACCCAAGUUCCAGGUGGCACGGAGGAGCAGAAUGUUGAAGCUGUAGCAAUUAGUCCUGAUGCUUCUCUUCCAUUAGCUGCAUAUGGUACUCUUGAAGGCUACCUUUUCAUCUGGGACCUUGCACAUCAGGCUCAGAGGCACAUAGUGCACCAACAAGGUGCUAUAACUAAGAUAAUGUGGGAUCAGGAGCGACCAUCAGUGUAUACAUCUGGCACUGAUGGAGUUUUACGUCAUUUUGAUGUGAGGUCUGGAGUCCUUGUUCAGGAAUGGCUUGGUCAUCGAGCAGAUAUUUUAGAUUUUUCGCGUUCAAGAGAUGGCCGCUAUCUUCUUACUGCGUCAGAUGACAAAACUUCCAGAAUAUUUAAACUUGACUAAAAUAAAAUUGUAGUCU